AUGUCACAUGCCAUCAAACCUGGGUUUAAUGCCCUUCGCCUUCCUUGCACCACACCAGGAUGCAACCACUGGUUUAAGAACAAGUCUGGUCUUACACAACAUACAAACGCUGUCCAUUUAGUCCUUACUAGCACUGCACCCUCGCCGAGUCCAUGCGAUUCGGAGGGGAACUUCCUUCCUCCUGGAACUUCACCUCCACCAUUGUUGGACAACGCACCCGAUGACUGGACUCCCUACUCUGAUCGGUUGGAGUUUGAGCUUGCGGACUAUAUCUUUACCAAGAAUCAGACACCCGCAGUGCAGAUCGACCACCUUCUUGAUAUCUGGGCAGCUUCGCUAAUCCGAGGUGGUGCUGAUACCAAUGUGCUAUUCACAGACCACUGCAAUGUCUACAAGACCAUUGACAGUACUCCUUUGGGCGACGUGCAAUGGCAGUCGUGCUCAGUCAAAUACACUGGGGAGCAUGCAGUUGACGACACCGCACCCUGGAUGGAAGACAGCUACGAUGUUUGGUUCCACGAUCCUCGUGAUGUUGUUCGGAAUAUGCUUGCCAACCCUGAUUACGCGCUGGAGAUGGAUCUGCAACCUUACCGUGAGUUCGUGACCGAAACAGAUGAGCGCCAAUGGCAAGACUUUAUGUCUGGCGACUGGGCUUGGAAUCAAGCGGACAAAAUUUCCGAUGAUCCAGACACUCAUGGCUCGAUGUUUGUACCUAACGACUAUUACCCACUGUACGCAUCAAUCGGAAAUGUUCGCAACAAUGUGCGCCGUGCUCACCGUAAUGUGGUUGCUGUAAUUGGAUUUCUAGCCAUGCCAAAGACAACUAAACAACAUGCUAAGACCGCAAAUUUCCACAAUUUCCAUCGCCAACUAUUUCAUUCAUCACUUUCAUACAUACUGAAGAACUUGAAGCCUGCGAUGAUGAAGCCUGAGGUUGCACGCUUUGGCGACGGUCAUUAUCGUCGUGUUAUCUAUGGACUUGGUCCGUAUAUUGCCGACUAUGAAGAACAAGUGUUGCUUGCAUGUAUAGUCAAAAAUUGGUGCGCUAAAUGUCUUUCAUAUCGCAAGAGUCUUGACGACGACAGUCUCCAAUGCUCAAGAACAUAUACUGAGGCACUAAUCGAAGAGUGUGACCAUUUGGCGCUUUGGGAUGAGUUCGGAAUUGCCGCCCAACUCGUGCCAUUUACCAACGACUUUCCUCAUGCCAAUAUACAUGAACUCAUCGCGCCAGAUCUCCUCCAUCAAAUAAUAAAGGGGGCCUUCAAGGACCACUUGGUGGUCUGGGUCGAAAAAUAUCUCGUGCAGACGCAUGGACAAAUGCAGGCUGAUGUCAUUCUGGAUGACAUUGAUAGAAGGAUCGCAGCAGUUCCUGCAUUUUCAGGACUGCGCAGGUUUCCUCAAGGACGCAACUUUCAACAGUGGACCGGAGAUGAUUCAAAAGCGCUUAUAAAGGUGUAUUUACCAGCGAUCGAAGGCUAUGUCUCAGUCGAAAUUGUCCGCACAUUUCGUGCUUUCCUCGAAUUUUGUUAUCUUGUCCGCCGUAAUAUUAUCACAGAGAAGACACUUGCAGAAAUUGAUGAUGCACUUGCUCGAUUCCAUCAGUAUCGUGAAAUCUUCAAGUCCUCUGGGACAAUUCUGACAUUCUCACUCCCCCGACAACAUUCAAUGAAACAUUACCACGCUCUCAUUCGACUUUUUGGUGCGCCAAAUGGACUUUGUUCCUCUAUCACAGAAUCCAAGCACAUCAAGGCCAUGAAGGAACCGUGGAGACGAUCGAGUCACUACAAAGCACUAGGCCAGAUGCUUGUGACCAACCAACGCCUGGACAAGUUGACUGCAUCACAUCAAGAUUUUCGGGCUCGCAGGAUGCUUAAUGGCACCUUACUAGAAGGGACGAAGUGUGCACAAUGUAUUCCAGAGCUUAGCAUCGAGCUUGACAUUUGCAACCUGGCCGAGCUUGUUCAAUGGUUCCUUUUCAAGCACUCCCAUCCCAACAAUACUCGCGACCCUACUGAAGUCACUCUCUUAGAGUCCCCAUACUAUCAGGGUCGAAUUUCAGUAUUUAACUCUGCAUCAUCAACAUUUCACGCACCCAGUGACCUUAGUGGUAUUGGGGGCAUGAAGCAUGAAUAUAUCCGUGCAUGUCCCUCAUGGAGAAACGAAGGUGCACGCAAUGAUUGUGUUUUUGCGAUUACCGACUCAGACACUCAUGGGAUGGGAGGCAUGGAUGUAGCCCGUGUUAUGGCAUUCUUCUCCCUUCGACAACAUGGCAGACAGGUUCCAUGUGCAGUGGUCUGCUGGUUCGAUCGAGUUGGUGAUGCACCUGAUCCUGACACUGGCAUGUGGAUGGUUAAGCCAGCUUUUUCUGCAAAUCGCACCCCACACUUUGCGGUGAUUCAUAUUGACACUAUUUUUCGCGCAGCUCAUUUGAUUCCAGUCUAUGGUACAGCGCUGCUCUCACCAUUGAUCAAAUUCCAUCACGUCCUUGACAUCUUCAAACUGUUCUAUGUGAACAAAUUCGCUGAUCAUCACGCGUUCGAAAUAGCUUAUUAG
Messenger RNA from Suillus discolor, 2553 nucleotides. RefSeq lists its product as uncharacterized. The record is from RefSeq and is a predicted model, not a curated record. Lineage: Eukaryota; Fungi; Basidiomycota; Agaricomycetes; Boletales; Suillaceae. The coding region runs from base 1 to 2553 and encodes 850 amino acids. The transcript has 10 exons.